Messenger RNA from Daucus carota subsp. sativus, 2046 nucleotides. Its product is annotated as proline--tRNA ligase, chloroplastic/mitochondrial. The record is from RefSeq and is a predicted model, not a curated record. NCBI's taxonomy places the organism in Eukaryota, Viridiplantae, Streptophyta, Magnoliopsida, Apiales, Apiaceae. Gene Ontology annotation, molecular function: proline-tRNA ligase activity; ATP binding. The transcript is spliced from 11 exons. Gene Ontology annotation, biological process: prolyl-tRNA aminoacylation. Bases 66 to 1688 code for a protein of 540 amino acids. Gene Ontology annotation, cellular component: chloroplast stroma; cytoplasm; aminoacyl-tRNA synthetase multienzyme complex.
UUUCUCUGAUCCCCUUCUACAAAACCAGUCCUUCCAAGUCAAAAUUGAAAAAACUCAGCAACUAAAUGGGUGCUCUCAGACUCCCCUUUCUUAUCUCCGCAAUAACCACCACCACCACCAGCACCGCCGGCUACGGCCGUUCAAUACUCCGACACAAGUAUUCACGCCGCCUCUGCACCGCCGCUAUAUCCACCGAAAAAAUCGCAGCUGGAGAGACCGAGGAGCGUCGCGAGAACAAAAAGGCGGGAGUAAUUGCACCUCGUUCUCAGGAUUUCAAUGCCUGGUAUCUCGAUGUUAUCUUCAACGCUGAGCUCGCCGAUUACGGACCUGUUCGUGGUACUAUGGUUAUUCGGCCUUAUGGUUAUGCUAUUUGGGAAGCUAUCCAGGACUAUUUGAAUGUUAAAUUCAAGGAGACUGGUCAUAGUAAUAUGUAUUUCCCACAGCUGAUACCAUACUCAUUUAUAGAGAAAGAAGCUAGCCAUGUUGAGGGUUUUAGUCCAGAACUAGCCCUCGUGACCAUUGGAGGAGGCAAGGAACUCGAAGAAAAACUUGUGGUCCGACCUACGAGUGAAACCAUUGUGAAUCACAUGUUUACUCAGUGGAUUCAAAGUUAUCGUGAUCUUCCUCUCAUGAUAAACCAGUGGGUAAAUGUCACAAGGUGGGAGAUGCGCACUAAACCAUUUGUGAGAACUCUUGAAUUUCUUUGGCAGGAGGGGCAUACUGCUCAUGCUACCCCGGAAGAGGCAGAACAAGAGGCAUUACAAAUGAUCAAUGUCUAUAUAAAAUUUGCUUAUGAGCAAGCUGCAAUACCCGUUAUUGCAGGCCGCAAAUCCAGCGUUGAAACAUUUGCUGGAGCUGUCAAGACAUAUACAAUUGAAGCUAUGAUGGGUGACCGUAAGGCUUUGCAGGCUGGAACUAGCCACAACCUUGGGCAGAACUUUUCUCGUGCUUUCGGAACACAGUUUGCUGAUGAGAAUGGACAAAGGGAGCAUGUAUGGCAAACAUCAUGGGCUAUCAGCACCCGUUUUGUUGGUGGUAUCAUAAUGACACAUGGAGACGAUGCUGGGUUAAUGCUUCCCCCUAAGUUAGCACCUAUUCAGGUGGUCAUUGUUCCAAUAUGGAGGAAGACUGAUGAGAAGAGUGGAGUUAUGAAUGCCGCAAUUUCUGUAAAAGACUUUCUGCAUACUGCUGGAAUUAGAGUAAAGAUUGAUGAUACGGAUCAGAAAACACCAGGGUGGAAAUUUAAUUUUUGGGAAAUGAAGGGAGUACCUCUAAGAAUUGAAAUUGGUCCUCGUGAUGUUUCAAGUGGGAGUGUGGUUAUAUCAAGAAGAGACGUCCCAGGAAAACAAGGGAAAGUUUUUGGAAUAUCCAUGGAACCUUCAAUUUUGGUAGAUUAUAUAGAAGAGAAGCUGAACGAGGUUCAGUCAUCGCUUUUGUACGCAGCAACAUCAUUUCGGGAUAGUAACAUUGUGGAUGUAAGCUCCUAUGAUGAGCUCAAAGAGGCUAUUUCACAGGGUAAAUGGGCAAGGGGUCCUUGGUCAGCCAGCGAUGAAGAGGAAUUGAGGGUGAAAGAUGAAACAGGCGCAACCAUUAGAUGCUUUCCGUUUGAACAGCCUCAAGGGCCACAUACUUGUUUGAUGACCGGAAAUUCUGCAGAUGAAGUCGCUAUCUUUGCUAAAUCAUACUAACAGGGACACGUUCAAUUUUCGGUAAUUGUUAUCAUGUAUUUUAUGGUCAAAUUGGCUUCCGGUGCUCCAUCUCUUGUGACUUUUACUUUGGAAGAUAUUGCAAAUGGCUAUCUUCGUAGCCAGCCAUUGAUUUUGUUUUUUUAUAGAGAAUUCAGGAUUUUCUCAUGCGUAAGAGAGAUUAUGCUUGGCGUAGUUAAUGAUGCUGCUUGCAAAAAUCAGAUGGCCUGAUUGAUUGUAGUUUAUAUGUCAUAUAAUACAAAUAUCAUUUUUUUUUUAAAAUAUUGCUUUAAAUUCCAAUUGUAAAUCUUUAGUUAAGCUGUUACUACUGAAAUAUUUACUAUAUUUUCUUUGUUAGGAU